GAAGGGGGGCUUGUUGGGAUGCGGAGGACAGACAGCGAAGCCCAUCAAAUUCAGAUCUGCAGGUUGUAUUUGAGAGCAUCUCUGAGGAAGUGUCGAGGCCGUGUUUGACUCCAAAGGCGAGAAAGCCGCACGUGCCCCUGGCGGCGGCGGUCGGAGGUCGCGCGCAGCGCCAUCUGCGCGCCACACUGUAAGAAAUGCCAUCAACUCGAUCGGCGCUUUCAACCUGCCGUCAGGCGUCGGUUUAAGCCACAAGUGGCUUUGGUUGCAUUCACUUUUUAAGCAAGUUGUGAUGAGACUGGGAGGAGGUGUCCCGCGGUGAGGCACGACCGCCGCCGCGCCGCUGUCCUGGACGGAUUUUUUUUUUUUUUUUUGCAGCGUGCGGCAGCGGCGGCGCGUCCGAACGCGCCCUCCCCCCUCUUUUCUCUCUUUGAGUUUGUUUUUUUUUUUACACGCGCCGUGGACUUUCGCUAAAUGACAGACACUCCUAGCGGACGCGCGCGCCGAGCCAAAAAAAGCCCGCUGCCCAACUCCACCGGUGGGUGGAGGAGGGGGAGGGGGGGCGGACUGUAGACACCAGAUGAGAUUUGUUUCCAAGCGCGCACGCAUGGCGCUGUGAGGCGUUCGGAUGAGCAGGACGCACGGCGCCGCCGCUUCGUGGGGGCUGUUUUGUGCAUUUUCUCGUGGACCGGAUUCGCGUCCGGUGGAAUAAACAAAGCCAUGGAUUACUCCAUCUGCCUACUUUUACUCGUGUCAUCGUUUUCGACCACGUCCACCGGACUUUUCCCGUCGGCGCAGAUGAUAAAGGAGUGGGUGGAGCAGAUGCAGGAACAGCUGAUCACGUUAACGGACACAGCCAGCGGCAUGCAGAACCUAAUAGAGAUAUAUGAAGCACACAGAACUCACUUCACCGUGGAGAACAACAAUGCAGGCGAGCUCGUGGCCACAGCAGCUGGAAAUAUAGAGAGACUGCUGGCUAACCGCUCUGAAGCACUAAAGAGGCUGGCAACGCAUGCAGAGAGGCUUCAGAUGGACCACACGUGGAAGGUGUACAAGGACGACACAGAGGCUGAUAAAAUUGUUUACUACAAUGCCAAAGAUGACGGGAAUAAGACAGAGAAGAAGCGAUAUAUUCCAGAUGAUUUCCGCGUAGACCCUGACUUCAAGCGACUCGUCUCCUACAACACCACUGCCGUCCACAUUCCUACUGAUAUAUAUGAAGGCUCCACCAUUAUUUUGAACGAGCUAAACUGGACAGAGGCCUUGGAGGACGUGUUCCGGAAAAACAAGGAGGACGAUCCGUCACUUCUGUGGCAGGUGUUUGGUUCUGCCACUGGAUUGGCUCGAUACUACCCAGCGUCCCCUUGGAUUGACUAUAAAAUUGACCUCUACGAUGUGCGCAGGCGACCAUGGUACAUUCAGGGGGCGGCGUCACCCAAGGACAUGCUGAUCGUGGUGGAUGCGAGCGGCAGUGUUUCGGGCCUCACCCUAAAACUUAUUCGAUUGUCUGUGAACAAGAUGCUGGAAACCCUCUCUGACGAUGACUACGUGAACGUGGUCUUUUUCAAUGAGAAGGCCUUCAAUGCAGUCAAGUGCUUUCAGAACCUCGUGCAGGCCAACGUCCGCAACAAGCGCGUCCUCAAAGAAGGCGUGAAGAACAUCACCGCCAAGGGGAUCACCAACUACACGGCCGGCUUCGAGAUGGCGUUCGAGCAGCUUGCGCAGAAUGUGUCGAGGGCCAACUGUAAUAAAAUCAUCAUGCUCUUCACUGACGGAGGAGAGGAGCGGGCCGAGGAGUUCUUCAAGAAAUAUAACCCAAAGCAGGCGGUACGCAUCUUUACAUUUUCAGUAGGUCAACACAACUAUGACAAACUGCCAAUCAAGUCGAUGGCCUGCAAUAAUAAAGGCUAUUACUAUGAGAUCCCAUCGAUAGGUGCCAUAAGGCUCAACACCCAGGAGUACCUGGAUGUUUUGGGCAGGCCCAUGGUUAAGGCUGAUGAAAAGGCAAAAAAUGUCCAGUGGACCAAUGUUUACCUGGAUGCUUUGGAGCUCGGCUUGGUGAUCACUGGGACUCUGCCUGUCUUCAACAAGACAAAGACAGGACCAGGGAAAUCUCAGAACCAGCUCAUCUUGGGGGUGAUGGCUAUUGACGUCUCCUUGGAAGACAUCAAGAGACUCACUCCUCGGUUUUCUUUGGGACCUAAUGGCUACUACUUUGCCAUUGACCCCAAUGGAUACGUGCUGCUGCAUCCUAAUCUCCAGCCACUGACUGCCAAGUUUCACGAACCCGUAACGCUGGACUUUCUGGAUGCAGAAAUCGAGGAUGAGAUCAAAGUUGAGAUACGGAGGAAAAUGAUCGAUGGACAAAGAGGGGAACGCAAAAUACGCACAUUGAUAAAAUCUCAAGAUGAACGCUACAUUGACCAGGAGUGGAGAACGUACACCUUUGCACCAGUAAAGGGGACAGAUUACAGCCUCGCCCUGGUGCUUCCAGACUACAGUAUGCAUUACAUCCGAGCCACAAUCGGUGACACAAUCACACAAGCAAAAUUUUCUGAAAGCCUCCUGGCGGACAAGUUUGAUGAAUAUGGCUAUACAUUCAUUGCACCAAGGAUGUACUGUAAGGACCUGAAGCCUCCUGACAAGAAUGCAAACAACACAGAGUUCCUGAUGGACUUCAACAACUAUAUCGACACAAAGACUCCAAAUGACCCCAUGUGUAACGUGGAGCUGGUGAACCGAUUGCUUCUGGAUGCUGGCAUCACUUCAGAUCUCAUCAAGAUUUGGAAAGAGACCAAGUUGCAGCAAGGUGUCUUGGCCAGAUUUGUUGCCACUGAUGGAGGGAUCACCCGGGUCUACCCCAAAAGCGCCGGGACGAGCUGGAAGGAAGAAGCCGAGACGUACGAGUCCAGCUUCUAUAAGCGCAGCCUGGACAACGAUCUCUACAUCUUUACUCCGACGCCGUACCUCGCGAAGGAGAACGCAAGCGACGACUCAGUGCUGGUGAGCAGAGCAAUAGACCUCACUAUUGAUGGCGUCACACUGAAACCUGCUGUGGUCGGAGUGAAGUUGGACAUCAGCACUUGGAUGGCGAGCUUCACCAACACCAUGCAGAGGAGCAAUUGCAGUGAUGAAAUCUGUGGCUGUCAGAGAAACCACCCGUACGUGGACUGCUUCCUUGUGGACGACGGCGGCUUCCUGGUGAUGUCCAAUAAAGACGAGUAUAUUGAUCAGAUUGGAAGUUUCCUGGGUGUUAUCGACCCCUUCCUCAUGAGGAAUUUGAAUGACUCCUUGUUCACGCUGAAGAAGACCUAUGACUACCAGUCCCUCUGUGACCCCAAGAGGGAGAGCAAGGCGGCUGCAGGCCUACGGUCUGUUUAUGUGCCGACAAUAGCAGAUAUUUUGAAUUUAGGGUGGUGGGUGACAGCUGCAGCCUGGUCGAUGCUGCAGCAGCUGCUGGUCAGCAUCACGUUGCCCACUGUUCUGGAUGCAGCAGCUGAAAUGGAUGAUGAGGUGUCAGAUGCCAUGCUCAAGGAGGUCUGCAUCACCGAGCAAACUCAGAUCUACUUCAUGGACGGCAACCUGUCUUUCAGCCGCACUGUCGACUGUGGAAACUGCUCCAGGACCUACCAUGCUGAAAAGCUGCCCAAGACAAACCUGGUCUUUAUCAUUGCUGAUGCGAAAAUCACCUGCUUGACAUGCGAAGCCAAGGAGUUUAAGCAGGAGGAAGAGCCGUCUGACGGUCCCGAUCCCUGCGAACUGGCCCGGAACCCGCGCUACAGGAAGCAGUCCCAGUUCUGCUUCGACAGGAACGACCACGAUGAGGACAUGUGUCGAAGGAGCGCGGGCUCCCCGUUGGUUUCCUCUCCGCUCGUGUUACUGCUGCCACUGUUCAUGUGCUGUCUCGGGAAACCAAUAAAACUGACUGUGGAGGGGCGUCCGGCCUGAGCCCCUCGCUUUGGCUUCUGAUGGCUCUGCAGCUGGUGAUGCUCUGGGUUGUGACGGGCUCCAGACACCACGCCAUCCCAUCAUGACCCUGUACAAACUGGUCUCACCCUCUGUCCCGCUCCCCCCUCCCCCUUAUCUCCAAGAUGGCAACCAGCAUGCAAAGCUGCCACAGAAACCAUGAAUGCUCAGCGGGAGCCAACAGAAAGCCUGUGAGCCCGUGUUUUCUUCUCAUACCUUUCGUUUUCAAAGGUUUCUCACAGUGACGUCACCUGGUGCGAGGUUAAAGGCAACAGAACACCUCCUGCAUCCCUCUGGCGGCCCCUGCCAGCUCAGAUUAAAGGGAUCCAAAGAUUAAUUUUGAUUGGCGGUUUCCGAACUUUCUCUGGCGCAAGUCGCCUAUGGAGAUCAGACUGUAUCAGAGGGACUCGUAUCACAAUUUUCUGUUUAUUUGGAACACUGAGCAGCUUUAGUCUCUGCCAGAAACCGCGCCACCCUUUGCAGGAGUACCGUUUAUUUUGAAUCGAUUUGCAGUGGCUCAUUUUUAGGCAUGUGUUGCUUCGGGGGUGGGAUUUGGGCUGAGGUUGCUCAAAGACAAACGGCUACGUCCCAAUCUGUACGCCCUUCAUUUGCCUUAGUUGAGUUGUAGUCCGAUUUUUAGGUCGCACCACCCAGAACAUUCUCACAGCGCACGUGGAUAGAUGAGGAUGAUCCUUUGCAUGCUCAGUGGACAAAACCCCUAGUGCCAUGUGUGACUGUGCGACUCAGACAGAACCUUUAAGCUUUUAACUCCCGGAUGGAAAGACAUGUCUUAUUUAUUUAUUUCACUAUUUAUUGUAGUUUUGAAUGACGUGUCAGAACAGCACGCUGCUGUUUGUCACGGUUGUGGAGGAUAUGAGCAUUUGUGCUUGGGAUUUUAGUCAACAAAAGGAAAAAUCAAACCUUUCACUACUGGCAUGAAAUGACUACUAUCACGUCACACUUCCACCUGUAGAACAGGUCUUUGUCUACACGCCUGUGUAUUUUCUCAUCAGUUUUAGUUGAAACUGGAAACGAACUUCAGCGAGAUGAUUUCAAUUAGAGUCCUAGUGCCACAAGGCAUAAAAGUCACAGUCUGACUUAGUUUUCUCCCCAAAUGCACUUGCGGAGCUUUAAUAAAUCUGCCAAAAUGACAACAACACUUUUGACAGGACCAAAACAACAACAGCCUGAAAACAAUCAAGUGCCAACGUAGUGCUACUACUAAAGGGUUAGUUAAGAAUAAAGUAUGACUCUAAACUAGCAGCUGUGUUUUAGUGGUUCAUUCAUGUAUUAACACAGACAGGGAGGAAAUAAUGAAUCAAGCUUGAUGUAAAAACAUUUUUGUUUUGAUUUUUUAGAUUUCUCUUGAAUUUGACAAUCAAGCUUUUUAAAUCUCAUCUGCAUCCACUGAUGCUGUCUGUGUUAAAUGUACACAUAUGCAUGUUAAGCUGCAUUCAGAAAAGUCGUCUGUGGUUUUGUGAAACCAAACCGGAUGCAUCGCUACUGACGUAGACCCCUUUUUCUAUCACUAUCACAGCAGUUUGUGUGUGAUGGUGGUUUUUUAACCAUUACUCUUAAUGUUUUCUAUAACCUUCCAACUAAACAACGUGGUGACGCUUAAAAUAAUGGUAUUUAUGCUCCUUUUGCAUUUACUAACACUCAAGAAUAUCAAGUGCCAUAUAAAAGUCAUACUCUGGUGGAGAAAUAUAUUAUAGUCCUUGCAAUAUUUAAGCAUAAAUUUAGCAAGGCGAGGUGUAAGUCUGACGAGUAGUUUCCCUGUGCUGCAUGGUAGUGGCUGACAAUGUGUUUGAUGACAUAUCCAGUGUGCUCCUGCUUUAGUGUGUGAUGAUUCUGGGUGUCAAGCAUUCGUACAUGAACUGAUGAGACGUGAUCAGCUGCUACUGCCUUUCUCUUGGGGAGACAGCGUUUGGCUCCACCCUGGAGACCCCAUUGGGCCCCCCGUCCUCGUCUUCACUGUGACCGAAGGACCACGUGUGGGAUCUGUAGCGUCAACUACUGGCACUAGAACGCUUCGGCUGGAACCUUUUGACAAACGUGGGGGAACGUUGGAGGAGAACCCGGGGGCCGUUGUGUCCAGAUGUUCCGGACUACUCUAAGUGCUACAAGCAGAUGCUGUCACCUCAGGAAUUACCUACUCUCUGUGUGAUAUGAAGUGUUUUUCAUUCUGUUGGUGCUCUUCGUAUGGAUCGUGUGUGCGUUUCUGGGGGGUUGUGUGUGUCUCUUAGCUGACGCUCGACGGGCCUGUCGAUCGACCUUGGCAGGUGUCACUGUCCGACCUCUUCUACUAUGUGCUUUAUCACAUUGUGUAAAAACCUGUACAGCGCCGAUGUUGUUCUCAACCAAAAAGAACAUUGUUUCUAAUCCUGGAGAGGACAAAUGAUGUUUAUUCAUGUGUGAAUAAGGUAUAUUCAGAAUAAAAGUCUAUGAUUGCUA
Betta splendens (Siamese fighting fish) is the source of this 6417-nucleotide messenger RNA. RefSeq names its product calcium channel, voltage-dependent, alpha 2/delta subunit 1a (gene cacna2d1a). The transcript has 39 exons. The record is from RefSeq and is a predicted model, not a curated record. Bases 718 to 3945 code for a protein of 1075 amino acids. Gene Ontology annotation, cellular component: L-type voltage-gated calcium channel complex. NCBI's taxonomy places the organism in Eukaryota, Metazoa, Chordata, Actinopteri, Anabantiformes, Osphronemidae. Gene Ontology annotation, molecular function: voltage-gated calcium channel activity.